AUGAGUGCCAACUCGGGUCGGGAUGCGGACAAGGCACAGAGUUAUAUUGCUGCUCUGGAUAGUGCGCGGAGCGAAGACAAAUGGAGCGACGUCCCAGAAUUGAUUCGCAAGGUGACCAAGCAUGCUCCGCAUCGGAAAUGUCUAAUCCAAACAGCGCAUGCGGAAAUACAAGUCGUCGCCCAUAUAACGAAGACUCGACCAGCCACAGCUAAGGGCCAGACCACUCCGAAUCAUGUAUCCAAUCUCUCAGAGUUAAUACCUGAACUCAUCGCAGCCAUCGAAGCCGCCGAUGGAACCCCGCAAGACGUAUUCCAAGCUCAGGUCUGCUUGGGGUGGAUACACUGGACACUAUCGGAACCUGGACUGGCUGUGGUUCGCCUGCCCAAGGAAUUUGAUGACACGAUAAUCGGUUCGCUUUCGGAAGGAGGAAAAGGACUUACGAAAUGGACAGAAGUGUGCAUAGUCAAGGCGGGUUAUAUAAAGAGCGCCGCCCAAGCUUUGAUAUCCACGCCAGAUGCAGCACUUGAGACCGCAUCUACCGUCCUACCCCGGCUUGCCAUACCAAACUCAGCGUUGGCUUCUUGUCCUCAGGCCCUCUAUUGGUCGGAGUUAUUUCUUUCCAGGGUGGCAAUGCUGGCAAGUGAAGAGGUAUUGGCCAACGAUUCGGGAAAUCACGACUUCGAGAUCGAAACGGCGUUAAAAGCAUUCAGAUUGUGGUCAGGGCAUCCCCAGAUCAAGGGCCAAGAUAUUGCGGCUAGCCAAAGGGGCAUUCAAAGCGGCUCAUCCCAUAAUUCUGACUCGCAAUCUUCCAUCUGGAUGGCAUACUACAAACUUUUGUCCCUGAUACUGCAAAACGGUCUUUCAUACUAUCCGCUGUCUUCGGGGUCACCUCGUCGUCAACUAGCUACAGAGAUUCGCCGUGUGGAAACUGUCUGCGAAUCUGUGCUAUUGAGAGGAACUAAAUUCCCAUUGGCAAGUGGCAGCAACCCUCACGUCGAGGCAUGGACGGAGGAUGUCAUAAGUAACUGGGAGGUCUUGUGCGGACCAAGCUGGCGAGAUGACGAUGUCGGAGAAGGGGGACAAGAUUCUAUUAGCCGUAAUGUCUUAGAUAUACUCUACCGAGCAUCAACCAAAACUUACCAUUCACAUUCCAUUCUGCGGCGCUUGUUUCAUGUCCACGCAGCACUAGCGGAAUUCGACCUUGCUAUGAAAGCACUUGACACCUACAUCGAGAUUGUCAUAGGUGCAAAGGACAGAGCAGAAAAAGCAGCUGAGAUUGGGCAUUUGGAAAGCGAUGAAAUUCUACUACAAACCGUUUCGGAGGGUGUGCUUCUGCUAUGCUGCUUCGGAUCCGAAGAAGAAGCGCGGAAAGCCAAGGAGCUCAUUGCGAUCCUGCAAAAGUAUAUUGAAAAACAUAUUACAGAUGAUCUCAAUGUGACCAACGGCAAAGGAGAAGAAGAAGAAGAAGAAGAAGAAGCGUCUCGUGUACCCUCGCAUGUCAUUGCUUUGGCGUACAGAGCCAUUGGCAUUGGUUUGGGUAAUUGGUCAAGAUGGACUUCAAAAACAGAGGCUCGCAACGAUAUACGUGCUGAGGCUAUCCAAAACUUGGAAAGGAGUAUUGCCCCCGAAUUUGAAUCAGAAUAUGAUCUUUCGUCCCGAUAUGCCUUGGCGCUUUUACUUGCCGAAUCUCGUGAUCUAGACGGCGCUAUCAGCCACGUGAAAACAGCGCUCACUCCUAGAGACGAGUCGGCACUUUCAGGGCCGCAUCAGUCAGAGGAGCGAGAUAAGAUCCCUCUUUGGCACUUGUUAGCACUGCUUCUAAGUGCCAAACAGGAAUUUGAUAUUGCGGGCCGCACUUGUGAAGCUGCAUUUGACCAGCUUCCUUCUUCAGUGACUAUACCAGGCCAAAAUAAUAGGCGCAUCAACCGUGAUAGUAAUAGAUAUCAAGACCUGUCGGCAAAGAAUAAGGAUUUCAUUCAGCACUUGCAAGGCCGAGAAAAAGAACGCAUCAUUGAAACACGCAUGACACAACUUGCUCUCCUUGAGAUUAUGGAUGGGCCAGAGGUUGCUGUGAAUCACAGCGAUAACUUAUUAGCGCUAUUUGCAACUUUGUUUGAGGACCUGGAGCUGGAUGUCACAAAGGAAAAAAUUACACAACUUGAACAACAACAACAACAACAACAACAUCUUGGGCCCCCGAAAAGCUCUGCAGGUACCGUCAGGAGUUUUCGAGGAAGCAUUUUUGGAAGAAAGAAAGGAUCAAAAAUACCAGACCGAUCACUCAAUGCCAGUGAUCCAAUACCUCCAUUACCCAAUGGAGCAUCUUCUAUCGGUGCAGAUGCUCCAAUGAUCAAAGUGACUUCUGAAGCUGCCAACAACACUCAACAGAAUUCUCAGUUAGAGAAACAGAAUGGAUCCAUUAACAGUAUAGAUGCCUCUCAAAACGAGAAAGGUGACGUCGACGCAGAAGCGAUAGGUAUUGCCAUAUCUGAUCCUCGGAUAUCACCAACUUCGCCUACGGACCCCAAAGAAAGUGCUAAGCAGUCAUUACCCGCAGUCGGCCACACAGAUCAGCCACCAGAACAGAAUGUUCGUUUGCCGACGCCUCUUCGUUUCAGUUCUCCAACAAAAGCCCUUGCAAGAUUCCCCGUUCUUCAAGCUCAAAAGCAUGCUAUCUCAGUGCUCGUUAAAGUAUGGCUUCUCAUUUCAGGCAUGUAUCGUCGAGCUUCACUGUUCGAUGAUGCUGUUGAAGCAUGCGAAGAAGCAUCGAAACAAGUUGAGGCCUUCGAAGCACUUGUGGCUGCGGAAGAAUCCUCUGCUCGCGCUUUUGCCAACCCUGUAUGGGGUGUAGCUAAAAGUACAGAAGCGUUGUGGGCGGACGUUCACGCAGAGAAGGGCGCAAUUUUAGAGGCACAGUCUCUAACACACGAAGCAAUGCAAUACUACGAAGAAGCCAUAUCUUGCUUCCACGACCACCCUAAGGCGACCAUCGCUCUAUCAAAUCUGCUCCUAGAUGCUUGGGAAGAAAAGAUUCCACUGGAACCAGUCGAGCCUCGAAUUGAGAGCGAUAUCGUUGACCCAUUAAGUGGCACUUCCACAUCCCCCAAUGGCGUUUCCGGGGCAUCUCCACAAACCAUACAAGCGAACGGCGUUACUAAAACACAUCAAGCCUCCAAUGGAGAGUCCAAAUCGCCGCCUAAAGCGUCAAGCAACACCGAUGACCCAGGGCAUCUAAGUCGACUAGCCGCACGAGACCGGGCUUACGCUCUUAUUUCAAUGUUAACGAAAACAGGGGCAUCAUGGGACAAUUCCGAAGCAUGGUUCACCUUAUCCCGAGCCUAUGAAGCAGGCUCACAAAUCGAUAAAGCCAAGGAGAUUUUGUGGUGGUGUAUUGAACUCGAGGACCGGAAACCUAUUAGACAUUGGUGGAACCUGGGCGCAGGAGGUUAUGUCCUUUGA
Talaromyces marneffei is the source of this 3459-nucleotide messenger RNA. RefSeq lists its product as uncharacterized. The record is from RefSeq and is a predicted model, not a curated record. Gene Ontology annotation, molecular function: protein binding. Bases 1 to 3459 code for a protein of 1152 amino acids. The transcript has 5 exons. Lineage: Eukaryota; Fungi; Ascomycota; Eurotiomycetes; Eurotiales; Trichocomaceae.